This is a messenger RNA of Mustela erminea (ermine), 2579 nucleotides long. It is a transcript of the gene POGLUT1, whose product is annotated as protein O-glucosyltransferase 1. Gene Ontology annotation, molecular function: UDP-glucosyltransferase activity; UDP-xylosyltransferase activity. The transcript is spliced from 11 exons. The coding region runs from base 77 to 1255 and encodes 392 amino acids. The record is from RefSeq and is a predicted model, not a curated record. Gene Ontology annotation, cellular component: endomembrane system. Lineage: Eukaryota; Metazoa; Chordata; Mammalia; Carnivora; Mustelidae. Gene Ontology annotation, biological process: protein O-linked glycosylation; positive regulation of Notch signaling pathway.
GCGCCCACGGCCAUCUUUGUGCGGGGCUGAGUUUCCGCCCGCGCAGCCGCGGGGACUCCGCAGUGGGUUGCGGGUGAUGGAGCGGUGGGCGCGCCCGCAGCUCAGGCUUUGGCUGCUGUUGCUAUUACUGCCCCCAGCGCCGGGCCGCCAGAAGGAGUCAGGUUCAAAAUGGAAAGUAUAUAUUGACCAAAUUAACAGGUCUUUGGAGAAAUAUGAGCCAUGUUCAAGUCAAAAUUGCAGCUGCUACCAUGGGGUCAUAGAAGAGGAUCUGACUCCCUUCCGAGGAGGUAUUUCCAGGAAGAUGAUGGCAGAAGUAGUCAGAAGGAAACUAGGGACCCACUAUCAGAUAAUUAAGAACAGAUUAUACCGAGAGAAUGACUGCAUGUUCCCUUCAAGGUGUAGUGGUGUUGAACACUUUAUUUUGGAAGUUAUUGGGCGGCUUCCGGACAUGGAAAUGGUGAUUAAUGUACGAGAUUAUCCUCAGGUUCCUAAAUGGAUGGAGCCUGCCAUUCCAGUCUUCUCCUUCAGUAAGACAUCAGAGUACCAUGAUAUUAUGUAUCCUGCUUGGACAUUUUGGGAAGGGGGACCUGCUGUUUGGCCAAUUUAUCCUACAGGUCUUGGACGGUGGGACCUCUUCAGGGAAGAUCUGGUAAGGUCAGCAGCACAGUGGCCAUGGAAAAAGAAAAAUUCUACAGCAUAUUUCCGAGGAUCAAGGACAAGUCCAGAACGAGAUCCUCUCAUUCUUCUAUCUCGGAAAAAUCCAAAGCUUGUUGACGCAGAGUAUACCAAAAACCAGGCCUGGAAAUCUAUGAAAGAUACCUUGGGGAAGCCAGCUGCUAAGGAUGUCCAUCUUGUGGAUCACUGCAAAUACAAGUAUCUGUUUAAUUUUCGCGGUGUAGCUGCAAGUUUCCGGUUCAAACACCUCUUCCUGUGUGGCUCACUUGUUUUCCAUGUGGGUGAUGAGUGGCUUGAAUUCUUCUAUCCACAACUGAAGCCAUGGGUUCAUUAUAUCCCCGUCAAAACAGAUCUCUCCAAUGUCCAGGAGUUGUUGCAUUUUGUAAAAGCAAAUGAUGAUGUGGCUCAAGAAAUUGCUGAAAGGGGAAGCCAGUUUAUUAUGAAUCACUUGCAGAUGGAAGAUGUCACCUGUUACUGGGAGAACCUAUUGACUGAAUACUCUAAAUUCCUGUCUUACAAUGUAACAAGAAGGAAAGGCUAUGAUCAGAUUAUUCCCAAAAUUUUGAAAACUGAACUCUAGUAGUCAUCAUCAUCGGACCACAGUCCUUCCUGGCAGCAGCCCUCAGAGAGCCCGUGUUGAGAAGCUUCCCAUGAGUGUGGUACCUCUACCUUGAAUACUGUUAUCAAGCCAAAUAACUGGUUUUUCCUUAUUCAUGCUGCACGCAGAGCCACUCUCGAGAAAGAUCCAAAAUGUGUAUGAUACCAGACAUGAAGCAGCUCAAUGCUUUGGCUGAAUAAGGACGAGGAAUCAUGAGACGUGGGUUUUGAACCCAAUUCUACUUUUUAUUUUCUUAAGACAAUCCCAGCUUGUGCCUACAGACAUCCAUACUUGUAUGUUCAUCACUGUGAACUGACUGCAUCUGUGGGAUGAUACUUUGUCCCCUUAUUUGGAACAGAAAAAUUAAUCAUUUGGCACUAGUACAACCCAUCACCACCGCAGUUCUGCAGUUAUUCUAGGUUUGAUCUCUGUCACUGUAUUUUAAUGUAGGAGGUCUUAUAGGGUUUGUGAAAAACACCUGGGGAUCAUUUCUUGAAAGGUCUAAGGAAGCAGUAGUUGUACCAUGCAAUGAUGGGGCAGUUCUCUUUUGUAAAACCAUAAGCUUUUUGGUACUCAGGAGGUUUAUAUAAUGCAGAGAAAGGGGCCAAUUGUAUGAGUAAUUAUUGCAAUUGGAUUUCAAGUUUUCCCCUUCUGUGCCUUCACACACAUGUUUCUCUAUUUAAAAAAAAAAAAAAAAAGGACAAAAGCCUCUUAAUAAAUUUAGGAAGUAGUCCUCUUUAAUGAAGCUGUGCAUAGAACAGCAGCUCUUCUUCACUCCUUGCACACCCUUAAUAUUUUUUCCUCUUUAGAUUGGCAGCAGUCCAUAUCCUCAAAGGUGUGCAGGGACCUCAAGGAGUCUCCACCUAUGAAAUGUUACAUUGGGAGUUGAGACCGUCCAACUUGAGCACUUAACUUACGUCAGAGAUAUUUCAGUACCUCCUUUCCCCUUUCCUCCCUUUUUGAAAGACAUAUUUGGGUAGUAGUUUAAUCUCUCAGGAUGCUCUUUCUAACUUAGUUAAAAACGAAGAAAACUUUUUGGAUGAGAACCCACAGUGUCUGGUUACUCAGAACCACCCUUGUCCCUUAGGCCCAACUUUUUCCACAUUGAAAUCAACUCUUCCUUUGCUUAAGAACUGUUCAGUAUUAUUUGGUUUCAAAAUUAAUAGACGUGAGGUUCAGUCAUAUAAAAUCAGGGAUUUUAUUCCAUUAGUGAGAAAUGUAUUUGGCUUUUUAAACUUCCUUCCACAAAAGUUUAAGUCUGAGGACUUUCUUAGAGGAGAUGACUAUCCUUGGUAAGAGCGUUGCA